AUGAACCCCACCGAUCCCGGCCGCCGCGCCGGUGACCCAAGUUCUCCCUUCGACUUUGGCGUGCUGCCCGUCGUCGCUCCCGACUCGGACAGGAACCCACGCACCAACGCCGCAACAGCCGCCACAGCUGCAGGUGUGCGCGCCUUUACGGCCCAGGCCAUCGCCUUCUACUUCAGGGCGCCAGUCAAGGCCUUCUUCCGCACUCGCGUCGACUACCUCGCCUACGCGCGGAACCUGCAGCAGCAACAACAGCCGCACAACUACCUGCUAGCCAGCCUGUCCAACGCCCAAGAUGCCGGCAAGCAGACAUGGGGCCAGUGGCUUCGCUCUGUGGGCUCACGUACGACACCGGGGAUUCUUGCCUCCGCGGUGAAGCAUCAUGGAUGGCGCAUCAUCCCGGAUCAGGUCCUCCCCCCUCUGAUUGCUAACGUCGGCGUUGGCGCCGUGCUGUACACGAGCUAUCUGCAGAUCCUCGGCCGCUUGCACGAGGAAAGCAGCAGAGCUACCAAGAGGGUCUACCCUCCCCCAUCGCCCGGCGACACCUUUACGGCAGGCCUCCUCGCCGGGUCUAUCCAGAGCGUCGCUGCUGCACCGCUAGACGCGAUUCAGGCGAGGUUCGAGCGGGGAGGCAAGGGGCCUGAGAUGAUCAGCGACUCCAACGGUCGACCACAGAGUAUGUGGUCUUUCAGCUACGCGAAGCUUCGAGAGAUUGGGCUGCGAGGCAUGUUUGCUGGGUGGGGUCUGUCCUUUGCCAAGGACAGCCUGGGGAGCGGAGUGUUCUUUUGUACUUUCGAGUAUAUUAAGGCGCAAUCGUACUAUUCCUUCGUCGCGUGGUACUAUGGUCAGCUCAGUGAGGAUGUAGUGAACGUCCUAUCAAGAAGACGACCCACAGACGGGAAAGACAAUCAGCGGCUCAAGACCAUCCAGCCCCAUUACGCAAUCGAGCCUGCUUUCCUCAUGCUUGCCGGAAUGGGGGCAUCCAUUGCCCAGCAAGUAAUCAUCCACCCGCUCACGCAUGUCCAAAUGGAGCACUGGGAACACCUUGAGUAUCUCGACUCACAGUCACGCAAGUACCGCAAGUACCAGAACUCAAAAGCUCCGGGGGAGAAGUGGCGCUGGAAAAUGUUCCGCGCCUACUAUCACGCAUACAAGGAAACUUGGUCCAAGUGCGUCGAAGAAAGCAAGUCACAGGAGGGUAACGGACCCAACGCACUGAGACGUUGGUUAUUCCGGGGAUUCUGGUGGAAUGCGCUGCGACAAGUGCCCUCGACGAGCGCGGGGCUGGUCAUUUUUGAGUUGGUAAGGCGCAAGUACGGGAUGGGGGGCGACGCUGUUCGGAUCAACAGAGACGGGUACGAUAUUCUGCUCACUUAG
Messenger RNA from Diaporthe amygdali, 1374 nucleotides. RefSeq lists its product as uncharacterized. The record is from RefSeq and is a predicted model, not a curated record. The transcript has a single exon. NCBI's taxonomy places the organism in Eukaryota, Fungi, Ascomycota, Sordariomycetes, Diaporthales, Diaporthaceae. Gene Ontology annotation, molecular function: L-ornithine transmembrane transporter activity. Gene Ontology annotation, biological process: mitochondrial L-ornithine transmembrane transport. Bases 1 to 1374 code for a protein of 457 amino acids.